CCCACCACCGCGCCAGCGGCCUCGGCGCGGUCGCCUGAGGGCUGCAGCGCAGAGAGCCGGGCUCCCGGCCCCGGCGCCCAAGCACUCGCGUGGGAGUGUGUGCGAACGCGUGUGAGCGCGGCCGGGGCGGGGCCCGCACGGAGGCGACUCCCGACCGUGGUCACUCUCGGCUGAGUUUCCGGCGGCGACUUUGAUUAUUGGCAAAUAAUCACCAUAACAGUACAGAGCCCUGGGGCUUGCCACGCCACGCACAGUCUCCGCGAGCCCGCACACGGCCGCGUCACCCACACCCGGCGCUGAUCGCCAGCCCCUAACGAGCCGAUGGAAAAAUCCAAAAAUUUCCGCAUCGACGCGCUGCUGGCCGUGGACCCCCCGCGAGCGGCCUCGGCGCAGACCGCGCCGCUGGCCCUGGUCACGUCGCUCGCGACCGCUGCUUCUGGCCCCGGCGGCGGCGGGGCGAGCAGCGGGGCGAGCGGCAGCUGCAGCCCCGCGUCCUCGGAGCCGCCCGCAGCGCCCGCCGACCGCUUGCGCGCCGAGAGCCCGUCACCGCCACGCCUGCUGGCCGCGCACUGCGCGCUGCUGCCCAAGCCCGGCUUCCUGGGCGCCGGCGCUGGGCCCGGGGGGUCGCACCACCACGCGCACUCAGCCGCCGCUGCAGCCGCUGCCGCCGCGGGGGGCUUGGCGCUAGGGCUGCACCCGGGGGGCACACAGGGCGGCGCGGGCCUCCCGGCGCAAGCGGCGCUCUACGGCCACCCGGUGUACGGCUACUCGGCCGCGGCGGCGGCGGCCGCGCUGGCCGGCCAGCACCCGGCGCUCUCCUACUCGUACCCGCAGGUGCAGGGCGCGCACCCAGCGCACCCCGCCGACCCCAUCAAGCUGGGCGCCGGCACCUUCCAGCUGGACCAGUGGCUGCGUGCGUCCACCGCGGGCAUGAUCCUGCCCAAGAUGCCCGACUUUAACUCCCAGGCGCAGUCCAACCUCCUGGGGAAGUGCCGCCGGCCGCGCACCGCCUUCACCAGCCAGCAGCUGCUUGAACUGGAGCACCAGUUCAAGCUCAACAAGUACCUGUCCCGGCCCAAGCGCUUCGAGGUGGCCACGUCGCUGAUGCUUACUGAGACCCAGGUGAAGAUCUGGUUCCAGAACCGGCGGAUGAAGUGGAAACGCAGCAAAAAGGCCAAGGAGCAGGCGGCGCAGGAGGCAGAGAAGCAGAGAGGUGGCGGGGGCGCAGGCCGGGGCGGCAGCGCGGAGGAGAAGGGCGACGAGGAGCCGCUGGGGCCGCCGGCGCCGGGCGACAAGGGCAGCGGACGCCGCCGGCGGGACUUGAGGGACAGUGACCCCGAGGACGACGAGGACGACGACGAGGACCAUUUCCCCUACAGCAACGGCGCCAGCACGCACGCCGUGUCCUCCGACUGCUCCUCUGGGGCCGACUCCCCGCCCCCACGGCCAGGGCACCAGCCCCCGCCUCAGUAGGGUCCUUGGCCAGCGAUAGGGCCGGUGCCCCUCGGCAGCCAGCACUCACCCCCGGUGCCACCCCGCCCGUCCUGGGAGCCGCCCGUCUGGGCCACAGACCUGUCAGCUCUUCAAAGGACAGAAAAGGGAGGCCCAGCGUCCAAACUUGAACUCUUGAUCUACUCGAUUUAAUUUCAAUUAGUGUUGGGGGGCGGUAUUCGUGAGAACCGACCGCCCCCAGGGGAAGCCUCCCAGCACCCCUUCCCGAAUGGAGAAGGCGGAAACCUACAGUGUUAAACGACCUGGGAACUUGAAACCUUCUCUGGAAACGCCAUUCUCCUGAGUACUGAAAACAGAAAAAAAUGUUUUGUGUUUAUGUAUCUUGAGGUGGGGGGGGGGACUUUAUGUCAUGAGCUUUCAAACUGCUGGAAACCCCAAAGCUGUACUGGCUUUAUUUUUGUACAUUGUAUUUAUAUAUAAAAAGAAACGUCUACUUAUGCAUGCUAAAUUAUUAUUUAGCUUCUCCCAUCGCCCAGGAUGGAAUGUAAAAUAAAUUGGUUUUUUACUGGAUUAGAGUGCAAAUCUCUUGGGGGAGUUAUGAAAGCAGCUUUACUGUUUUUGUUGAAAUGUUGGGUGGGGGUGUUCACACUUGUCAGCAGGUGAAAAUCAGAAUCGCAAAUGGGUGUCAGGACCACCUCCUCCUCUGGACCCUGAGCUGAGUCACAGGUGUGAAGUGCUGGUUCUAGUACGAGGCCAGGUGUGCGCGUGCAUCCGGGUGCCUGGCUCACAUCUGUCCAGGACGCUGAACCCCAGGAGAGCGGCUCUGGUCUCGGGUGUUUAUUUUCCUGUUUCCUUGAGGGCCUUGUUGCUUCACUGGCGCUCCAGAAGUGGAAACCCACUGUUUCAAUGUUUCAGAAAAUCAGCUUCAACCGGUUAGACUUGACUGGCAUUUGAGGUCCGUGUGUCCCAGGAGCCACUUUCCCACGUUGCCCCAUGGCCUCGGAGAGCACGGCGCUCUCUGUCCUCGGCCGGCCCUUCUCCUCUCCCUCCACAACGCCGAACUGCCCUAUUGCCGGCCAGGGCCGAUUUUCCGGGAUCUGUACGAAAGUCGACGAGGACAGCAGCGGGCGACAGAAACGCUUCACGCCAAGGCUGCAAUGGCUCUGGGUUAAUAAACCUCUGGCAUCGCGCACCAUCAAUCACCCGCAGGCCGAGCCGGCCGCUCCAUGUGCUGCACACAUGCGGGCCUCCCGCGCUCUCUGCCGCCUCCCCUUCCCCCAUCGCUGAGUCGGGGCCCCUUUGGGCCUGAAGGAAACAGGUGAUCCCAGGACACUGCUUCUUUCUCUCUCCCUCGUGCCUUCCUCCUUCCUUCUGUUUUCCACUCUCCCCCGUCACCUGGGCGCAGGGUGAGGGUGCCCCCCCAGCUGAUAAAUGAGUUCAGAAGGGCCUGGCGUUUCACUCGGGUGAUUACAGUGCAGGGGCGCGGGGGCCACUCCACCUCAGGGCUGGGGUGAGAUUAAUAUCCUCUCUGGCAGCUCGUUAUCACCCCAGCUCCUUCCAUAAAAUCCAACCUCAGCCACGGCUUGGGGCGCGGUGGCAGGAGCCCGGCAGGAGCAGCUGUUGGGCGGGCCUGGCCGCCUCGGGGUCCAAAGGUGCUUUGAGGGAACGGGGGACUGGGUUUGCAACUGGUGGGACAGCCAGAAGGCCCUGAGAAAGGGGGUGGGAAAACUAGGGGGGUGGGGUGGGAGAGGAGAAAGACAUGCGGUUUGGGGUAAAAAGCAACCUGCAAUCAGUGUACAUCUCAUUUUAAUUUCUAACACAUUGGUGAGUUCAGCCUGAAGCAAUCUCUUCCCCGGCUGGCUCCACAUCUGGGGUUUAUUCCCUGACCCCCUCUUCAGCCGGCCCUGUGUUGGCACCCCCACCUCAACUCCAGGCAUCCAGGGAUACGUGGGGUGGGGGGGUACAUCCGGCUUGGGAGUCAAGCCUCAGGCCCCAGCGAAGGUUCUCUCCCUCCACCCGGCAGGGGAACAGCCCGCUCCCUCUGCACCACGGGGAACAGGGGCCCUAGAGAAGGUAUAAUUAUUAUGACCCACGCCCCGGCCUCCAGCAGAGCCAGCCGGAGCUUGGCGUGGGGACUUGGCGGCCAGAAAGGCCGGACAGCAUGCGGCCCCAGCGGCUCCAGCCAGCUGCUUAAUCGCAGCGGAAUUUAUCUCACUAAUAAAUUUAAUGAUCAAUUCGUUCUUGUCACAGUAGCUCUUCCCCAAAUCAAUUAUAGCAAAUUUAAAUAUAAUCACUGGCUCGUCCUCACCCACUCCGGGCACAGCGAACAAUUCAUUCCGAGCGAUGAGCGCCUCCAGGCCCGGCUUCGUCUGCCUCGGGGGUGCGCCCUCCACUCUGGCCUCCCACCGACCCUGUGCAGGGAGAGGCUUUGCAGUCCCCAGGACCUGGUUCCCAAGACGCAAGACAGGUUUUCGGAGCCUGAGCCCAGAGGGAGACGAGGCAUUGUUUUCACACAAGCCCAGCCUUCCCUGCCACUGCUGCGGUCUUCUGGCCUGGAGCCCUGGUGCCAGGCUGAGUCUCUCCCGCUCCACUGUGCGACACCCCCAUGAGGGCACCCCACCCAAGGCGGGGCCCAUCCUCUGGGAACCCUAGCCCGGCCCCGCUGGGCUCCUUUUCUUCACUGUAAAGGGAGGUCCUCCUUGGUUCCCUGAAAGGGGCGCACAGCUGGCCGUUUGCUAGUGUCUCCAGCUGGAGCAAGAGAAUGGGAAGAAAGCCCAUUUUGUGACAAAGAAACCAAUCUACACGAGCCCUCCAGGCGACAGCCCACGGGUUUCCUGUCCACAUGGAACUCUGGCCCAGGGGUCAGGGUCCCCAGGAGCUUGAGAAGAGCAGAAAUGACUAGAAUGAAAACGAAUGGGCCUGUUCUUGCCAGCGGUGGACCUUCACCUACCCUGUCCCCAGACGGAAGUCACUUGGCAAAAUCAG
Rhinolophus ferrumequinum (greater horseshoe bat) is the source of this 4437-nucleotide messenger RNA. RefSeq names its product motor neuron and pancreas homeobox 1 (gene MNX1). Lineage: Eukaryota; Metazoa; Chordata; Mammalia; Chiroptera; Rhinolophidae. Gene Ontology annotation, cellular component: nucleus. Gene Ontology annotation, molecular function: sequence-specific double-stranded DNA binding; DNA-binding transcription factor activity, RNA polymerase II-specific. Gene Ontology annotation, biological process: regulation of DNA-templated transcription; endocrine pancreas development; spinal cord motor neuron cell fate specification. The record is from RefSeq and is a predicted model, not a curated record. The transcript has 3 exons. Bases 322 to 1473 code for a protein of 383 amino acids.